This is a messenger RNA of Dioscorea cayenensis subsp. rotundata (Guinea yam), 1036 nucleotides long. Its product is annotated as vesicle-associated protein 2-1-like. Gene Ontology annotation, biological process: endoplasmic reticulum membrane organization. Gene Ontology annotation, cellular component: endoplasmic reticulum membrane; plasma membrane. The transcript is spliced from 9 exons. Bases 134 to 841 code for a protein of 235 amino acids. Lineage: Eukaryota; Viridiplantae; Streptophyta; Magnoliopsida; Dioscoreales; Dioscoreaceae. The record is from RefSeq and is a predicted model, not a curated record.
AGACAGAGAGUGGGUGGCUUGAUUUGAUAGCUCCGUCGUUGUCGCGUUCUCCAGUGAACACAAAGGCCCGGUUUCUCGGAGAGACCUUCUCUCCGCCUUGAUUUCUCCGCCUCUCGAGGGUUUUGGAGCAACGAUGAGCGCCAGCGGACAAAUGAUCUCGGUCAACCCCGAGGAGCUCACCUUCGAAUUUGAGCUUGAGAAGCCCUCUUAUUGCAAUCUCAAGGUCGUCAACAAUACUGAACAUCAUGUUGCUUUCAAGGUGAAAACUACUUCACCAAGGAAGUACUUUGUCCGGCCAAAUACUAGUGUGGUCCAACCUUGGGAUUCAUGUACCAUAACAGUUACACUGCAGGCACAAAAUGAAUAUCCACCUGACAUGCAAUGCAAAGAUAAGUUUCUCCUUCAGAGUACAAAAGUGGCCCCUGUUGCCGAUGUUGAUGAGCUACCUCCUGAGACGUUUAAUAAGGAGGGUGAUAAAGUGAUAGAAGAACUGAAGCUUAAAGUCAUUUACAAAGCUCUUGUGCAAUCAAGUGCUGGAAAUUUGGAUGAGUCAUCCAUGACAUCAGCCUCGAGGAACCUAAGACAAAGUUCUGAAAGCAUAUCGGCUCUGAAGAACUCAAACAUACAAGAAAUACAAGAAGUACAGCGCUUGAGAGCUGAAAGGGAUACCUCUAUGCAACGAAACCAGCAAUUACAGCGGGAACUGGAAACAUUGAAGAGACAUAGAGACCGGAAAGGUGAUGCAGGCUUUUCAUUGACUUUCGCGGCCUUAGCUGGCCUUGUUGGUCUGUUGCUGGGUAUGGUUCUGAAAUAUACAUUAUCUUCACCACCACCGGCAUAAAAACAGAAUGUUUAUGUAAUGUAGCUUUUGUUGUUGAUUAUUAAUGUUUUUGUUCUCCAUGGUAUCGAACCCCUGUAAUGCCUUUGUAUUAAUUUUUUUUUUCUAGGAUAUGCUUCUGAUUUUGGAUUGAAUGCUGUACUUUAUUUAACCGUUAUCUUUCUUGAGAAUGAACAAAAGGUGAACAUGCUUGAUGUA